Messenger RNA from Mesocricetus auratus (golden hamster), 4520 nucleotides. It is a transcript of the gene Mapk4, whose product is annotated as mitogen-activated protein kinase 4. Gene Ontology annotation, biological process: cell surface receptor signaling pathway; intracellular signal transduction; protein phosphorylation. The record is from RefSeq and is a predicted model, not a curated record. Gene Ontology annotation, molecular function: ATP binding; MAP kinase activity. Bases 908 to 2659 code for a protein of 583 amino acids. Gene Ontology annotation, cellular component: nucleus; cytoplasm. NCBI's taxonomy places the organism in Eukaryota, Metazoa, Chordata, Mammalia, Rodentia, Cricetidae. The transcript is spliced from 6 exons.
AUCCCCCCAACCCUGCAGGAGUCAGAACCAGCUUCUGGAGCUACGGGGGCCCUGGAGAGCAGGUACCCGGCAGGAAGGUCAGGCUGCCCCGGGAUCAGACUCCACAGAGGAGGUGUAGGAGCCGGGCUGCUCAGGGAAAGGGACUCUGUCUGACAGCUACUGCGUUCCUGCGGCCCUCCCGCAUCCAGUGGGGCAGUCUCAGUCAAGGCGGCGUAGAAGAUUGGGUGAAAGAGGAUGUGCCCCCAUCCGAAGCCUCUGGAGGGUCCUGGCCUGGACUUGGGACAGCGGGUGUGACUAUGGAGCUCGUGAGCAAGCGUGGCUCUUUCUAGCUCUUCACUCACAAGACUGGUUGGGGUUUGGGGCUCUAAGGGAACUUGUCGAAAGAUAAGCUGGAAGAAAUGAAAAGAAGCCCCUAGAAGCAUCUAAGAUCCCCUCUUGCUGCUCAGGGCCCAGAGGGGGGGCUGUGAUCCGAUUAAGCUUUGGACCCACUUAAGGAAAGCAGCAUAGUUGAGCAAGAGCUCCUGCAUUUGAGCCAGACAGGAGGAUUCAUGUUUUACUCUGAGAUCCGUGGGGAUAGAAGAUAAGGACGCUGGCUUUCCCUUCUAAUCAUGCCAGAUCUGGGAGAAGCAUGAACCAUUUUAAGCAUCUAGGAGGGUUCUUGAAGCACAGGAGUUGGUGGCCAACCCUCCUGGUACAGUUAAGAACCGUGGCAGCAUCCAGCACUUCAGUGAGCAAGGACUUGCGGCCGUCCCUGUCCCCUGGCAGCUGUGACAUCACCAGGAGCAAAAGCACCUCUCGGUUGUGAGAGUUAACAGAAUGAGGUGUGUGGGGGAAGCCACUAGCUGGAACUCUUCCUUUCCUGACUGCCUCUGCAUCCCCCAGCCAGCCCCAGACCACUGAGUCAACAAUGGCCGAGAAAGGUGACUGCAUCGCCAGUGUCUACGGAUAUGACCUUGGUGGGCGCUUCAUUGACUUCCAACCCCUAGGCUUUGGGGUCAACGGGCUGGUACUGUCAGCUGUGGACAGCAGGGCUUGCCGGAAGGUAGCUGUGAAGAAGAUUGCUCUGAGCGAUGCCCGAAGCAUGAAGCAUGCACUCCGAGAGAUCAAAAUCAUCCGGCGCCUGGACCACGACAACAUUGUCAAGGUGUAUGAGGUACUAGGACCCAAGGGUAGUGAUCUGCAGGGUGAGCUCUUCAAGUUCAGCGUGGCCUACAUUGUCCAAGAGUACAUGGAGACUGACCUGGCACGACUGCUGGAGCAGGGCACACUGACCGAGGAGCACGCCAAGCUGUUCAUGUACCAGCUGCUCCGUGGGCUCAAGUACAUCCACUCUGCUAAUGUGUUGCACAGGGACCUGAAGCCUGCCAAUAUUUUUAUCAGCACUGAGGACCUUGUGCUCAAGAUUGGGGAUUUCGGGUUGGCAAGAAUCGUGGAUCAGCAUUACUCACAUAAGGGUUAUCUGUCAGAAGGAUUGGUGACAAAGUGGUACCGUUCUCCACGACUGCUCCUGUCCCCCAACAACUACACAAAAGCCAUCGAUAUGUGGGCAGCCGGCUGCAUCCUAGCUGAGAUGCUCACGGGGAAAAUGCUCUUCGCUGGAGCCCAUGAGCUGGAGCAGAUGCAGCUCAUCCUAGAGACCAUCCCCGUGGUCCGGGAGGAAGACAAGGAGGAGCUGCUCAAGGUGAUGCCGACCUUCGUCAACAGUACCUGGGAGGUGAAGAGGCCACUGCGCAAGCUGCUCCCUGAUGUCAACAGUGAAGCCAUUGACUUUCUGGAGAAGAUCCUGACCUUUAACCCCAUGGACCGCUUAACAGCUGAGAUGGGGUUGCAGCACCCCUACAUGAGCCCUUAUUCAUGUCCCGAGGAUGAGCCCACCUCACAACACCCCUUCCGCAUCGAAGAUGAGAUCGAUGACAUCGUGCUGAUGGCUGCCAGCCAGAGCCAGCUCUCCAACUGGGACAGGUAUCCUGUGAGCCUGUCGUCAGAUCUAGAGUGGAGGCCUGACCGGUGCCAGGAUGCUAGCGAGGUGCAGCGUGACCCACGUGCUGGCUCUGCACCGCUGGCUGAGGAUGUUCAGGUGGACCCACGUAAAGACUCUCAAAGCAGCUCCGAGCGCUUCCUGGAACAGUCACACUCGUCAAUGGAGCGUGCCUUCGAGGCCGACUAUGGGCGCUCCUGCGACUACAAGGUGGGGUCCCCGUCCUACCUAGAUAAGCUGCUGUGGCGCGACAACAAGCCCCACCACUAUUCAGAACCCAAGCUCAUCCUGGACCUGUCACACUGGAAGCAGGCAGCCAGCACGCCCCCCACAGCUGCAGUAGCAGCAGACCGGAUGUCAUGUGAGGACGAGCCGGCCAGCCUCUUCCUAGAGAUCGCUCAGUGGGUCAAGAGCACGCAAAGUGGCCCUGACCGGGCCAGUCCCCCCCCUGACGCGCCAGAGCACCGCCUCUCUGCCUCGCCCCCAGGACACCCGACACCUGUCGAUGGGGGUGCCAGUCCCCAGUUUGACUUAGACGUGUUCAUCUCGCGUGCUCUAAAGCUCUGCACCAAACCCGAGGACCUACCGGAAAACAAACUGGGUGACCUCAAUGGUGCGUGCAUCUCUGAGCACCCUGGCGACCUCGUCCAGACAGAGGCCUUCUCCAAAGAAAGGUGGUGAGCACAGCAGGGGUACAGAAGAACUUCCGGAGCAAGAGGCCACCCAGAAAACCGCACCACUUCCUUGCUCGCCUAGCACUUCCUUCUGCCCCUCUCUGAUGCACUGGGGUUAGCAGAACACCCGAGGAUCCGGGGAGAGAGAGGAAUGUCCAUUUCUUAAACUGCCUUAAUAACUAGCCUUUAACCUCUGGGAGCGGGAUUGAAUGGAGCCUGGCUGGGAGCUAUCACUUUCCCAUCGAAGGGGAGGCCUCUGUUUUGUAAGUGACAGCAUGCAGGAAAUAAAGUGAGCUCCUACAGCAGUCUAUAGCCCUAUCAGGGCCAAGGGGGCAGAAGCAGCUUACAGACAUAGUUUCUAAACCAUGAGACCCACCUAGUUCCAAAUGGCCAUCUAGGCUCAGAGAAGCUGUGUCUGACUUAGGGCCACAGGCCGAGUGAAUGUCAGGGUAAUUAAGUCUGAAUCCCAGGCUCCUGUCCCCCCAGACCAGUGUCUGACCACAGUAUAAUGUCUUCCUCUGCUGGGGUCACUCUGGCUUUUUGGUCAGCAAACUUGGUCCCAAGUACUUCUUGCGUCCCUUACCAUCUGUCCCAUCCAAUCCUUUAAGAACAAUGUUUCCUGUAUUCUGAAACUGGAAACAGUUUCUUUCUCCUAGCCACCGCACACAUUUUUAUAACUUCCCCAAGUGCUUAAGCGUCCUCACCUGCCGCAGCAUGUCUGCAUUUGCCCAGACUCAGCACAGUCUGAAGUUGCCGCUUCAGAUCAGAGCAGUCCGGGUCUCUGGGUGAGUUCAGUCAUCUCCCAGGCCUGUGCCUGUGCCAUGCAGCAUCCUGCAGCGUGCCCUAUGCACUUUCCUGACACAGCCCAGCUGGCAUUCCCCAGUGGAUGUCACACAUGGGUGAGUUGGAAGACAGCAAUUCCAAGAAUCCCUCUUGUCCAACUCCCCGCAUCCCACCCCACCCACAUACACACAGCUCUUCUCCAAACCUACUUCAGAACCAAAUGUUCUUGGCACAGAUUGCUCAUUUGUAGGAAAAGCAAUAAGGUGUUUUCCAUAGAAACAAAUGAGUUAGGAGGGAAGGUUCCACAGAGGGCCCAUCAUCCUUCAUUAAUGUUGCCCUUGAUCCCAAGCAUCCAUUCAGGGCUAGCCAAGAGUGGACUCUAAAGGAGUGACUGGAGAACUAGUAACCUAACACAGAAAGAUAAACUAGGUGUUUAAAGAGGGGUACCAACCUCUAGUGAUCUGAAGAGGCAGAUAUCAACCUGGAGAAACCAUGACAAAGAAAGAAUUCAAAGUAACCAUGCACUCAUAGUUUAAGUUAAGAUGAACUUAGAAUCCAAAGCUCUCUGCAGAAGCCCCGGGAUGGGACCACCAACAAUACCCCUUUUGUUCCUGAAUACUCUGCCACUGCUAUCUAUCCCUCCCCUCCUCCUGCCCCUGCCAACAUCCAAAGAUACCCAGAAGUCUAGCUGGUCUGUUGAGAGCGCUCUUUGGAAUGUGUUCAUCCUCACAACGCAACACCUUAAAUCUAACUAUGAUUUGUGUAUUGAAUCCUACAAGGCAUUAGAAACCUGUAUUUUACAACAGAAUCAAUCACACUGACCAGUUCUGAGUGGAAAAUGUGUAAAUAUGAAGUAUUUAGGUUUUACUUUUUAAGAAAAUGCAAUGCACACCACUCCUCACGUGCCAUUUGUCUUCAGAGGGAAAAGCUUUACCGUUUGAGUAAGGGACAUGCUGCUGAUUGGCCAUGAGUUCACAGAGAGAUGUUAUUACAGGAGAAUUGUAAUUAUUCAUGUUCUUAAAAUCAUCUGUUACAUAUUGUUAAACUUGAUCAGGCUGAGCCAAAUAAACUUUUAUGGGAACAGA